AUGACCACAUCGUCGUCUCUGAACCCACGACCAGUUUUCUGGCAGUCCCUCGCCGCAGGUGGACUUGCAGGCACAACCGUCGAUCUGCUCUUUUUCCCGAUAGACACGCUCAAGACGCGACUGCAAGCACCGCAAGGAUUUGUGCAGGCUGGUGGGUUCAGAGGAAUAUACAAGGGUGUUGGGAGCGUCGGUGUGGGUAGCGCUCCAGGAGCGGCGGUUUUCUUCGCCACAUACGAUACCUUGAAGCAGCACUCUCCGCUGCCUGAAAGCAUGGUGUCAGUAACCCAUGUAUGCUCCGCAUCUCUCGGCGAAGUAGCUGCGUGUCUGGUCCGUGUGCCCACCGAGGUCAUAAAGACACGCGCUCAAACGUCAAUAUAUGGUCCUGGGCAAUCUUCUCUCUCUGCAGCGCGACACGUGCUCGCCUCUGACGGCUUCCAUGGGCUGUAUCGUGGGUUUGGAACUACAAUAAUGCGCGAGAUUCCAUUCACAUCUAUCCAGUUCCCUCUCUACGAGCUUCUCAAAACCAGACUUUCCGUCUACACACGCCGGAAACCACUCUACCCACACGAAGCAGCCGUCUGUGGUAGUAUCGCGGGCGGGAUAGCGGCAGCGACCACUACUCCUCUGGAUGUGCUCAAGACGCGGGUUAUGCUUGAUAUGCGCGCUCUGGGUGCUCAAUCUACUACUAUGCCUUCCAUUGCUACUCGAUUUCGCUCCAUUUACGUCAACGAGGGACCCAGUGCAUUGUUUGCGGGUGUUUUGCCCAGAACAAUAUGGAUAUCAGCUGGUGGGGCUGUGUUCCUUGGUGUUUAUGAAUGGGCAAUUGGAGGGCUGACAAUAAACGUAGCAAGUCUUCCAUGA
Messenger RNA from Mycena indigotica, 861 nucleotides. RefSeq lists its product as uncharacterized. Gene Ontology annotation, biological process: transmembrane transport. Gene Ontology annotation, cellular component: mitochondrial inner membrane. The transcript is spliced from 6 exons. The record is from RefSeq and is a predicted model, not a curated record. Gene Ontology annotation, molecular function: S-adenosyl-L-methionine transmembrane transporter activity. The coding region runs from base 1 to 861 and encodes 286 amino acids. NCBI's taxonomy places the organism in Eukaryota, Fungi, Basidiomycota, Agaricomycetes, Agaricales, Mycenaceae.